GAACGCCGCCAGCUCCAGGAAACCCGGCUAGCGGUGGGAGAACGGGAAAAUUUCCCGCUGGGAAAAAUACAAAUAACGUGCCGUGAGGGUCGUGCCCCGGUGCCAGGGGCAGGACGGAGGCCUGGGCAGGGGGAGGGAGGGAGAGAGGAAACCCCUGCCCGGUGCCCGCCGGCGGAGCAGCGGCGGAGCGGGAGGCAGAAGUUUUAACUUCCACCUGCCCUGAAGUCGCCGCUGCGCCGGCAGCAGGAGGCGGAGGCGGGGGCGGAGGCAGGCGGGGCAGCCGAGGACCCGGCUCUGGCAGGCUCCGAGGGUCCGGCCGGGUGUAAUUCCCCCCUAAUCCCCGCCACGGCGGCGCUUCCCUGGCCGAGCCAUGUCUGCGGCUUCCCCGCCAUGCCGAGCCUAGCGGGGAGCGGGAGGACUGGCGGCCGGGAGGCGCACAAAAUGAAGACCCUGAUGCGCCACGGGCUGGCCGUCUGCCUGGCGCUCACCACCAUGUGCACCAGCUUGUUGCUCAUGUACGGCGGCAUCGGCGGCAUCGGCGGGGGCCACCCGGAGCCGCGGCGGCGGCAGCAGCAGGUGGCGGCGGUGCCCAGCCGGCCCCCCGAGCGCGGCCAGCGCCACCCGGCUCUGCCCGUCGGGGCCGGCCUCCUGGAGGGAUACAUCAGCGUCCUGGAGCACAAGCCGUUAAAGAUGCACUGCAAGAGCUGUGCCUUGGUGACCAGCUCCGGGCACCUCCUGGGCGGCAAACAGGGCGACAGGAUCGACGAGGCCGAGUGCGUGAUCCGGAUGAACGACGCGCCCACCCGGGGCUAUGGAAGAGACGUUGGGAACAAAACGAGCCUGCGGGUCAUCGCCCACUCCAGCAUCCAGAGGAUCCUGCGGAACCGCCACGAACUCUUGAACAUGAGCCACGGCGCCGUGUUCAUCUUCUGGGGGCCAAGCAGCUACAUGCGCAGGGACGGCAAGGGCCUGGUGUACAACAACCUGCAGCUGAUGAACCAGAUACUGCCACGGUUAAAAGUGUACAUGAUUUCUCGCCACAAGAUGCUCCAGUUUGAUGACCUGUUCAAACGGGAAACCGGGAAGGACAGGAAGAUAUCCAACACUUGGCUUAGCACGGGCUGGUUCACAAUGACUAUCGCAUUAGAGCUCUGUGACAGGAUAAAUGUUUAUGGCAUGGUGCCACCGGAUUUCUGCAGGGAUCCUAAUCAUCUUUCAGUACCUUAUCAUUACUAUGAACCUCUGGGACCUGACGAGUGCACAAUGUACCUUUCCCACGAGCGGGGCCGCAAGGGGAGCCACCACCGGUUCAUCACAGAGAAACGAGUCUUCGAGAACUGGGCACGGACAUUCAACAUCCACUUCUUCCAGCCACACUGGAAACCAGAGCCACGCACUGUGACCCGCCCCGAGACCAAACCGCUGCUCUGAGGGGGGAACACACGAGGCCACAGUCACAGUCACCUUCUGUACCAGCCUUUGGACCUCCUGGGACAGCACUGCAACCCGGAGGGGAAGGGGAACAGGGUCUGCAGCUGGGAACUGCAGCAGCAGUCAGGAAGCUGUGAUGGAGGAGCAGCACAUACCAAGAGUACUUUCUGUUGAACUGUCGCCUUUUUGGGCCACCUGACUCCCUGUGUGUGUACGUGAUUUGUGAACAACAACUCGGGUGUCAUUAACAGAUGGUUAAUUCAUUACGGCUUUUUUAAGUACAACGCCACUGGAUUUUCAUAGUGAAAACUUACAGUAUUUAUUUAAUGGAGGUUUUUAUGCAACCUAGGCCAGUAUUUUUCUAAUUCACAGUUAUGUGGUUGUUUAUCUUUCAUAAUCUUUCAAAUGCAAAGUUAAUAUUGCUGAUGGUUUGAAAGGCCUAGCCUUUUAUUUAUAAAAUUCGUUUGAAAUAUAUAAUUCUAUAUAGCAUGUAAUUAAUAUUUGAUCAGGAAAUGUUGCAUUUCUUCUAAAAAAUUUGGGCUCUGUUCCAGCCUAAAGCCUUUAAUGGCAAGAGUGGUCCCAUGUGCAGAUCCAGCUCACUUUACAUUCUGACAUCUCAUGUUAAUAUGAAAACGGUAGUGAAAAUUCUGUUUGAUAUUAAUGUGCAUUUGCUGCUGUGCUAUCAAGCUGCUGUUUUUUAAAUAGGGGUGGGAGGAAGGAGGGCAAACAAAAUUUAUCAAAAAAAACCAAAACCCCACUGGCUAUGGCAGCGUGCUUCUCAGUGAAGACACCAGGCUGAGGCUGGAGGGGUUGUGUUCUGUCAUUUGUACUCCUGCAAGAGGCUGACAGGGACCCUCCUGAGGCAACAGACUACAAACCAGGCCACAACUGCUGGAAAGAACAUGACCAAAUUUCUAGAAUGAAGAAGUUAAACUACCAGGUACUACAAUAGCAUUCAUACUUGCCAGAAAGAUCACAACACUGCACCUGCAAAAAUCUCUGCCUUACGGAGUUCCAAGAUCAUCACUGAGCUCAGAGAUUGUGGAUCACGUUGAAGCUGGGCUGUGAAAAGAGUUCCCCAAGUACAAAGUUGUCCUCUUGAAAAGAGCAAAGUUAAACUUUGCAUUUUUUUCCAUGAAGUACCUGUAUGUGCAUGGCAAGUCCCUGCGAGCCAAGGGGAAGGACAAUGCUCGUGCUGUGUAAGGAACCUCCCAGUGGGAAUUACUGGGUUACAUUUGGCUUGAGAAUAAAGAAGAUUUCAGUUACAGUAUUAUUUUUGCUUUUGCUUCACAAGCCUCAAACCUCUGAUUUCUUCGAAGUAAUGAGUAACUAUUGCAUGAAACGUACCUCAGGUGAUGGAAGGUGUCUCUCAUUAGACAAAUGUGAAAGCCAGAACAAAGAUACUACCUUUAAACAUCCAAAUCCAAGAAGCUGAACCUCAGAGGUGAUGCGUAGAACUGGGACCAAACUCACUAUCAUUUAAACCCCCUUUUAACCCAUGGUCUUCCUCUUUCCAAAACUGAAUAGCAAUAGCUGCAGCUGCCUGACAGACAUCCUGAUCCUCUGGGAACAAAGUGAACUGCCCUGUCAGGGGCAAAACAGUGUUACCCCUGUAACACUGUCUGGACCUGAAGUGCAGGCCUCCAAGAGCCACUGUCCUGCUGCAGCCCUCCCCAGUAUCAAAAAGUAAGAAACUAUAACCUAUUUUGCCUUAAAAGCUUUAUUUGGGUGUUCUUCCUGGUGCACACCGCUCAGCAUACAAACAAUGCCAAUUGCUUGUAACCUGUCUCUCCUCAGCUGGUGUUCAGCUCUCCCUCUUUCACUGAUGGUGUUUUAUUCCUUCCACUUGACUUCACUGCGUUCUACAGAAACCAGAAUGGAUUCUGAACUCGUGGUAAUUUGAACAUCCCUUUCAACAUGUGUACUGGGGCAUGUAUCCAGCAGAUGUUGCUCCAAUUGAUGAAAUCUGUCAAAUUGAUUUACAGAUAAUUUCUAAUGUGACUGCAAGAGAUGGUACAGAUCAUGGUAAGUCCUCUGAUGCCACCGUCCUUGUUUUAUUAGUGAUAUAAUAAUAAAAAGAUCUUGUCAUUCUAAACUAGAGCUCUUAGUUUUUCCAUUAAUUGAGGGCUGCAGGAUGUGUAUGCUGUAUGUUUAGUUAUGUUAUCGUUAAAAACAGAUCAUUUAAAGAUGGAUUACACUGGUCUACUUCUAGUAUUCAGUAGAAACAUGGGGACUUGCCAGACUCCACUGUGUUCCACAUGCUUGUUUCCUGUCUGCAAGACUGGUCAGCGUCAAACAGAUCAGGUGAAGCAUUAAGAAUAUAAAAAACAUGGGAUAAACUGGCACUAAAUCUCCUGACUUUUAAGAGAGCGAAGCUAAGGAUUGUAACUUAUUCCUUGUUCAGCUUCUGUUAAUAACUGUGUUCUUCCUACCCCCAUACACAGCCAGUCUUUUAAACCAAACAAACCCAAACUCACUUUGGUCUCAUCAGCCUCCUGUGAUGUUUGAGCAAGGUCCCCCAUCUAAUUACAAAAAGUAUGAAGGAGCAUUUUCUGUGAGUAAGGGACACCUAUAUAUAAAAAAAGAAAUCUGAUGAAGCCAAGGAGACAGCAAGUUUUGAACAGAUCACACAGAUUUAUAUGGAACAUAAAUCGAGUGCAAAAAGCACAAGUUAUAAGAGUGCAAAAGAAAUGGAAAUAAUUGUUAAAGUGCUGCAAUUUUAAUUCACAAAUUACUGAUGUAUUUCUCUAUAAAAGCACAAGUUUUGAACUGCAGAAUAUCCUGAAGCAAGGUUUUAUGGCCUAGUUAUAAACCAAACAGAUUUAUGAUAGAAAAUGCUGUCAGCCCAGGGAUAAGUAGUACAAACCAGGCAUUGCUGCCAUUCUCUGCUUUCUGCUGUCACCUCACACUCUUUGCUGUAAUUUGAUUAAUUCGUGAUCUGCAGCACAUCAUUUCACAUAUUAAAAGCUGUUCCAAAACAGUGUUUAUAGACAUCAGCAAUUUUAAGAUCUGUGUUACUUUAGUUCUGAACUCCUCGGUACCUUCAGGCUGUUACGUGUGGCUUCCUUGGAGGAGCAGUUUUUCAUCUCGAAGAACCACAGCUCUUGUGCCAUGAUGUGUGCAACUGGGGUUGAGAAUGAUAAAGAAAAUAAGCAAGUAAGAACAGAAAAAUACCACAACUGCUUUCUGUUAUGUUGGCACAAGGGCUGCAGGAUGCCCAGCUGAGCAUCGUGGUACGAAGCCAAAACCAUGAUGCACUUGGAGAAAACCAUCCAUCCAAAGGGCUAAAGCACCUCAGAAAGACAAGUUAACACUGGAUUCCUGGGGAGGGAAAGAAACUGAGACUAAGUUACAGCCUUGGAACUAGAUUUGGAAGAGAUUGAGGUCUGCUGACUGGCAGCCCUGGCUCGAUGCAGUGGCACUGCCACAGGUAUUCAUACACAUGAACAG
Lepidothrix coronata (blue-crowned manakin) is the source of this 4881-nucleotide messenger RNA. It is a transcript of the gene ST6GALNAC5, whose product is annotated as ST6 N-acetylgalactosaminide alpha-2,6-sialyltransferase 5. The coding region runs from base 391 to 1431 and encodes 346 amino acids. The transcript has 5 exons. NCBI's taxonomy places the organism in Eukaryota, Metazoa, Chordata, Aves, Passeriformes, Pipridae. Gene Ontology annotation, biological process: oligosaccharide metabolic process; ganglioside biosynthetic process. Gene Ontology annotation, molecular function: alpha-N-acetylgalactosaminide alpha-2,6-sialyltransferase activity. The record is from RefSeq and is a predicted model, not a curated record.